UACGGGAACUACCUCCGUGUGAGUGAAAGCAGAGGCGUAUCAGUGAGUGUAUGUGGGUCUCUCUCUUACACUCACACACUCGCCGCUCCUCCUCCUACUCUUCUUGGGAUCCCUGUGUCCCUUUCCUCGGUGGCAGGCUCCCCACACCCAGCAGUCACCAUUUCCGCCCCAGGGAGAGCCACGCUGGCAGCACAGCCCCUUCCCCGACUCAGCAUCGGGAGGAAGACCCUGGUGGCGGCUGCCGUCGGGGUCAUGCUGGUCCUGGUGCUGGUGGUCCUCAUCCCCGUCCUGGUCAGCUCCGUGGGCACCGACACCAGCCACUUUGAAAUGCUGGGUACCUGCCGUAUGGUGUGUGACCCCUACCUGAACAAGGGCACCACGGCCAGCAGCACCAGCUCCAGUGGCAUCCAGGGAGAAGCCGAGGCCCUCAGCGACAACAGCAACAUGCCCUCCACGCUGGUGCAGGGCCCCCAGGGCAAGCAAGGCAGGCCAGGUAAACCUGGACUCCCUGGACCGCCUGGAGAGCCAGGGCCACCGGGGCCAGUGGGACCCCCUGGAGACCGAGGGUCUGGAGGGAGGACUGGGAUUUUGGGGUUGGGGGGGAAUGGAGCUAUCAGCACAGCCACCUACAGCACAGUGCCCCGGGUGGCCUUUUACGCAGGGCUUAAGAACCCCCAUGAAGGCUAUGAGAUCCUUAAGUUUGACGACGUGGUCACCAACUUGGGAAACAACUACGACGGCAUCUCGGGCAAGUUCAUCUGCAGCAUUCCUGGCACCUACUUCUUCAUCUACCAUGUGCUGAUGAGAGGAGGGGAUGGGACCAGUAUGUGGGCAGACCUCUGCAAAAACGAACAGGUGCGAGCCAGUGCCAUCGCCCAGGACGCUGACCAGAACUAUGACUACGCCUCCAAUAGCGUCAUCCUCCACCUAGACGCAGGCGACGAGGUCUAUAUCAAGCUGGACGGGGGCAAGGCUCACGGCGGCAACAACAACAAAUACAGCACCUUCUCUGGGUUCAUCCUCUACGCCGACUGAACCCACCCAGGUGCUACGUCCAGAGAGAGAAAGACAAAGUAAGAGAUUGAGAGAAAGAGUUGUAAAUGAGGGAAGGAAGGGGUUAAAAGCCAGAAUGCUUUCUAGUUUCCUGGUUCUCUCCAUCGUCACACCAACCUCUGCUUAUAAAACACAUCAGCCCCAAAUCAAGGUUCUCCAGCUCAGCUCGGCCUGCCUGUCUGCCGUGCUGUGAGGGAGGGGGGGAGAACAUGAUGAUAGGGGAGGGAGUAGUGGGGGGUGAAGCUUGGUAGAGAGAGGUGCCCUCCUCAUCAGAAUUCUAUCCUGUCAGUUGCUCCUCGCUUUCCUCUUCCUCAAACUGGAAAAAUAAACCAACUAACUCCAAGUGGAUCCGGCCUCAUCAUCUUCUCUCCAUAACAGUUGGCUAUAUGGACUCUGUUGACUGAAAUUGUCCUAUCUUGUCGUUGUGUGCUUUUCCUUAGAAUGUCAGUAUUUUACUUUUGUAAAAGAUACUACUACAUUGUAUAUUGACACAAAAGAGGAUAUUAAAAAUAUGUUUGUCCCUUGUGAGAUAAAAAACUUGAUUUUGAGAGAAUGGUUUUGUGAGAUGUUGAUUGUGAUUCAGAAGCCUUUAGCUGAGAAAUGGAAAUGAAAGGUGUCAUUAUGGUUUCUAACGAUAUAUGAUUUCUUGCAUUUGACAGCCUGCUAUCACAUGGUGUUUGUUUAUGGGUGAUGUCAGCUGUGGGAACACAGACCUGGUUUGUGGCUGAAUGUUAUUCAUGCAAGGCAUGUUAUACAGAUACAACAUGACAUUUUCCCUCGUCCCAUCCAACGUAUCUAGAGUCUCUAUCCUUGCCCCUUGUCCCGUCUCUAUACCCCGAUCCUAUUUGUCUAUACAGGGCCAAAGUGGGUUGAAAAUAAACUCAAAUGUAUAUUAGAUGUUCUAGUUACGUAGAUAUCCUCCACCAUCAAUGAAGCCACAUAUUCCGUUUCUGAGGUAAACUAUUUGAUUAAAAACAAUGUCCAUUACUUCAGCUUCGUCCUCGAGCACUCUGCUGUGGUGAAGUAAAACAUAUCAAGCAGAGCAAGGAGAGAGAGAGGGGGAGAGAGAUGGGAGGAGAGUGAUGGAGGGAAAGAGAGAUGGAGGGAGAGAGAUGGAGGGAGAGAGAGAUGGAAAUAGGGAGAGAGAGAGGAAGAGAGAGAUGGAAAGAGAGGGAGAGAGAUGGGGGAGAGUGAUGGAGGGAGAGAGAGAUGGAGGGAGAGAGAUGGAGAUAGGGAGAGAGAGAUUGAGAUAGGGAGAGAGAGAGAUGGAGAGAGAGAGGAAGAGAGAGAUGGAAAGAGAGGGAGAGAGAGAGAUGAGAGAGAGGGAGAGAGAUGGAGAGAGGGAGAGAGAUGGAAAGAGAAGGAGAGAGAAAGGUGGAGAUAGAGAGAGGGAUGGAAAGAGAAGGAGAGAGAGAGAUGGAGAGAGGGAGAUGGAUAGAGAGAGAGGGGUGGGUGGGGGGUUUAUGGCGAGGCAGAUUUUCUGUUUCAGUGUCUGAGGCUUCACUGGAUGUCAUUAGCUGCAUAUUCACUGAUACAUACAAGCAUUAUGGUAAUAUUUACUCAACAUGGCGGGCUGACAGCUUGCUUUAGAAUUAAAUUGAUUGGGUGAGUGAGUGACUUGGCUUCUUAGCAUUGUGUGUAUGUGUAUGUGUGGGUGUGUGUGCGUGCAUGUGUGUGUGUGUGUGUGUGCGCGUGUGUGUGUGUGUGAAUGUGUGUGUUGGUGUAUUUGAGUGUUUGCAUCAGAGCAUGCGCCGUGCCAUUGCUACAUUGUUGUUUUUCUGUUAAUCUGUGCUACAGCCAAUGACAGAUAUUUUACUCAGCAGACAAUGAGAUUGCAUUACGUAGGGAGGGGAGCCUCUGUAGAGAUGAUGAUAAGAACAAACAGCUUGUAAAUUAAAUCUAUGCUAUGUUUGUCUAUCUAAUUUUAUCUUUUUGAAUUGUUGAAUACAUUUAAAUAAUAAAUGGAAUUUUCGGA
Messenger RNA from Oncorhynchus nerka (sockeye salmon), 3028 nucleotides. RefSeq names its product C1q-related factor-like. The coding region runs from base 253 to 1035 and encodes 260 amino acids. NCBI's taxonomy places the organism in Eukaryota, Metazoa, Chordata, Actinopteri, Salmoniformes, Salmonidae. The transcript is spliced from 2 exons. Gene Ontology annotation, molecular function: protein binding. The record is from RefSeq and is a predicted model, not a curated record.